This is a messenger RNA of Nematolebias whitei (Rio pearlfish), 2149 nucleotides long. RefSeq names its product leucine-rich, glioma inactivated 1b (gene lgi1b). Gene Ontology annotation, biological process: myelination. Bases 359 to 1993 code for a protein of 544 amino acids. Gene Ontology annotation, molecular function: protein binding. The record is from RefSeq and is a predicted model, not a curated record. Lineage: Eukaryota; Metazoa; Chordata; Actinopteri; Cyprinodontiformes; Rivulidae. The transcript has 10 exons.
AUCUCAGUCCUUUCUUUCUCUGUCUGAUGGGCUUGUUUUCUCGACAUCAUUCAGCAUCAAAGGCAGGAAACUAAUAGGAAACGGGUGAUUUUUCUUCUUCUUUUUUUUUCUUUCUUCAUGAGAUCAUUUGUUCCAACAGUGAAAUUUUCACAUGUGCACUAUCCCACAUUUGUAAUCCUUGCACAGCAAAUCCUCUGGACUGGUUCCUGCUGAGACGCAAGAGAUAGAAAGAGAAGCCUGCAUCAGAACAAGCCAGCAACAUCACAGCAACAUCCUCCUCUGCUGCAGAUUAUUUUUGUCUGGAAGUUGUUGUUUUUUUCUUUUAAAGUGCAGGACUGCUCCGGGACAGACGGAGAAGAUGGGAUACCCGGGCAGAGGAUGGAGAGGACGGAGUCUCCUGGUUUGGUUCACUGCUCUCACCCUGCUGCUGGCCGAGGGACGGAGAAUGAGACAGUCCAGAUGCCCCUCUGGGUGCACCUGCACGAAAGACAAUGCCCUGUGUGAGAAUGUCCGAUUGGUGCCUCACACCUUCCCAUCAGACGUCGUCUCACUAUCUUUUGUCAAGUCUGGAUUUAAUGAAAUCACAGGAGGAAGCUUUGUUCACACACCUAACCUACAACUCCUGUUGUUCACGGCUAACUCGUUUGACCUAAUCGAUGAAGAUGCCUUUCAGGGGUUAGCACACCUUGAAUACUUAUUCAUUGAAAACAACAGAAUCGCAUCAAUAUCUCCGUAUGCUUUCCGGGGCCUGAAGGUUCUCAUACAUCUGAGUCUGGCUUACAACAACUUGGAAACACUACCUAAAGAUGUUUUCAAGGGCAUGGAUGCUUUGACCAAAGUAGAUCUGAGAGGCAACAAUCUGAUUUGUGAUUGCAAGAUGAAGUGGUUGGUGGAGUGGAUGCAUCACACCAAUGCCACCCUGGAUGAAAUCUUCUGCAGCGGCCCACCCGUUCACCAAGGGAAGAAGAUCAACGACCUGCACCCACACUCUUUUGACUGCAUCAUGACGGAGUUUGCUUCCUAUCAGCUGCUGAAGUUUGAGUCCAUUUCAGUGGAGGCCUUCACCUUUGGAAAUGAGGAGUACGUUGUGUUCGCUCAGCCCUUUGCUGGAACCUGCAGCUUCCUGGAAUGGGAUCAUGUUGAGAUGACUUUCAGAACUUAUGACACUAUUGAAAGCACCUCCACUGUUGUCUGCAAGCCAAUGGUGAUUGAUAACCACCUCUUCAUCAUGGUGGCCCAGUUGUUUGGAGGCUCACACAUUUACAAACGUGACUCCUCCGCCAACAAGUUCAUCAAGAUCCAAGAUAUUGACAUCCUGAGGAUCCGCAAACCCAAUGAUAUAGAGACAUUUGUGAUUGAUGGAGAGUCUUUCUUUGUCAUCGCUGACAGCUCUAAGGCUGGCUCCACAACUGUGUACAAAUGGAACGGCAUUGGUUUCUAUUUUCACCAGUCCCUUCACCCAUGGUACAGGGACACCGAUGUCGAAUACCUGGAGAUCUCCAACAAGCCCCACCUGAUUUUGUCCAGCAGCUCUCAGAGGCCAGUCGUGUACCAGUGGAACCGUAGCCAGAAAAAGUUUGACCGCAGGACUGACAUACCGGAUAUGGAGGACGUUUUCUCUGUCAAACACUUUCGGGUCAAAGGUGAUCUCUUCAUAUGCUUGACAAGAUUCAUCGGGGACUCCCGGGUGAUGCGCUGGGACGGUGCCAUGUUCAAAGAGGUCCAGACAUUUCCCUCCCGCGGCUCCAUGGUGUUCCAGCCCGUCUCUGUCGGUAAAUGGCAGUACGCCAUCUUGGGCAGCGAUUAUUCACUGACGCAGGUCUACCAAUGGGAUACUAAGAGAGGCCAGUUUGUCCCAUCUCAGGAGCUCAGCAUUCAGGCGCCUCGGGGGUUUUCUGUGGUCUCCGUUGACAACCGAGCGUUUCUGUUCGCAUCCAGCUUCAAGGGAAAAACUCAGAUAUACGAGCACAUUAUGAUUGAUUUGAGUGAAUAAAGUCAUAGUGUGUAUGGGACAGUUGUCUCAAAGAUUUAAUUUGAUAAGUCAGACACGUCAUAAUGUCUAUGUGCUGUUUUUCACUGUCCCUUAUAAUUAACAGCCUGUUAUAACUAUUUGAUAAGACCUUUAUGUUGGCAUUCUUGGUUUUAUCUA